GGCGAUUACUGGGCAGGCUCAGUCUUUCGCCUCAGUCUCGAGCUCUAGCUGGCAGCGCAACGUACGCGUUCCGGAUCUUCAGUACCCCGGUCGCCAUCGACGUCGUUAGGUUCCUUUGGGCUCUUCUGCGCCACUCACUCGCCACACACUCGGCCGUCAUAAGCCGCUAUCAUGGUGAAGCUCGCAAAGGCUGGUAAAAACCAGGGCGACCCCAAGAAAAUGGCCCCUCCUCCGAAGGAGGUAGAAGAAGAUAGUGAAGAUGAGGAAAUGUCAGAAGAUGAAGAUGAUGAAAGCAGCGAAGAAGAGGUUAUCAUUCCUCAGAAAAGCAAGAAGGCCGCCACAACUCCAGGAAAGAAGGUGAUUGUUUCUCCAGCGAAGAAGGUUGCGGUUGCCACACCAGCCAAGAAAGCAGUUGUCACCCCUGGCAAAAAGGCAGCAGCUAUGCCAACUCCUGGCAAAAAGGCAGCAGCUACACCAGCCAAAGCAGUAGCCACACCAGGCAAGAAGGGAGGCACACCAGGCAAAGCACUGGUGGCAGCCCCUGGUAAGAAGGGAGCAGCCACUCCAGCCAAGGGAGCGAAGAAUGGCAAAAAUGCUAAGAAGGAAGAUAGUGAUGAAGAAGAUGAGGACGACAGUGAAGAGGACGAUGAGGAGGAUGAGGAUGAAGAUGAGGAUGAAUUUGAGCCAGCAGUGAGGAAAGCUGCUGCCGUCGCUGCCGCUUCCGAUGAUGAGGAUGAAGACGAGGAUGAGGAUGAAGAUGAGGAUGAUGAGGAUGAUGAGGAUGACGAUGAAGAAGAUGACUCUGAAGAAGAACCUAUGGAGGUAGUUGUAUCAGCCAAAGGCAAGAAAGCUGCAAAAGUUGUUCCUGUGAAGUCCAAGAGCACAGCUGAGGAUGAAGACGAAGAGGAUGAAGACGAAGAGGACGACGAUGAAGAAGAUGAAGAAGAGGACGAUGAAGACGAUGAAGAUGAGGAAGAGGAGGAGGAAGAGGAAGAAGAGCCUGUCAAAGAAGCACCUGGAAAACGAAAGAAGGAAAUGGCCAAACAGAAAGCUGCUCCUGAAGCCAAGAAGCAGAAAGUAGAAGCCACAGAACCAACUACAGCUUUCAAUCUCUUUAUUGGAAACCUGAACUUCAGCAAAUCUGCUUCUGAAUUAAAAACGGGUAUCAGUGAUGUGUUUGCUAAAAACGAUCUUGCUGUUGUGGAUGUCAGAAUUGGUAUGUCUAGGAAGUUUGGCUAUGUGGAUUUUGAAUCUGCUGAAGACCUAGAAAAAGCCUUGGAACUCACUGGUUUAAAAGUCUUUGGUAAUGAAAUUAAACUAGAAAAACCAAAAGGAAAAGACAGUAAAAAAGAUCGAGAUGCAAGAACACUUUUGGCUAAAAAUCUGCCUUAUAAAGUUACUCAGGAAGAAUUAAAAGAAGUGUUCGAAGAUGCCAUGGAGAUUAGAUUAGUCAGCAAGGAUGGAAAGAGUAAAGGAAUUGCAUAUAUUGAAUUUAAGACAGAAGCUGAUGCGGAGAAAACCUUGGAAGAAAAGCAGGGAACAGAAAUAGAUGGGCGAUCCAUUUCCCUGUACUACACCGGAGAGAAAGGUCAAAAUCAAGACUAUAGAGGUGGCAAGAAUAGCACUUGGAGUGGUGAAUCCAAAACUCUGGUUUUAAGCAACCUCUCCUACAGUGCAACAGAAGAAACUCUUCAGGAAGUAUUUGAGAAGGCAACUUCUAUCAAAGUGGCCCAGAACCAAAAUGGCAAAUCUAAAGGGUAUGCAUUUAUAGAAUUUGCUUCAUUUGAAGAUGCUAAAGAGGCUUUAAAUUCCUGUAAUAAGAGAGAAAUUGAGGGCAGAGCAAUCAGGCUGGAGUUGCAAGGACCCAGGGGAUCACCUAACGCGAGAAGCCAGCCGUCCAAAACUCUAUUUGUCAAAGGUUUGUCUGAGGAGACUACAGAAGAGACAUUAAAGGAGUCCUUUGAUGGCUCUAUUCGGGCCAGGAUAGUCACAGACCGGGAGACUGGAUCUUCCAAAGGGUUUGGUUUUGUAGACUUCAACAGUGAGGAAGAUGCCAAAGCAGCCAAGGAGGCCAUGGAAGAUGGUGAAAUUGAUGGAAACAAAGUCACUUUGGACUGGGCUAAGCCUAAGGGUGAAGGUGGCUUCGGUGGUCGCGGCGGAGGCAGAGGUGGCUUUGGAGGCAGAGGUGGUGGCAGAGGAGGCCGAGGAGGAUUUGGUGGCCGAGGCCGGGGAGGCUUUGGAGGUCGGGGAGGCUUCCGGGGAGGCAGAGGAGGCGGCGGCGACCACAAGCCACAAGGAAAGAAGACGAAGUUUGAAUAGUUUCUUCUAUUCCUGUCUUUCCCUCUUCCAUUUGAAAGAAAGGACUCUGGGGUUUUUACUCUGUUACCUGAUCAAUGACAGAGCCUUCUAAGGACAUUCCAAGACAGUAUACAGUCCUGUGGUCUACUUGGAAAUCCGGAUAGAUAACAUUUCAAGGGAACUACCCUGUUGGUUUUGACUGGAUAUUCAUAUAAACUUUUUAAAGAAAUGAGUGAUAGAGCUAACCCUUAUCUGUAAGUUUUGAAUUUAUAUUGUUUCUUCCCAUGUACAAAACCAUUUUUUCCUACAAA
Molecule: messenger RNA, 2609 nt
Organism: Pteronotus mesoamericanus
Lineage: Eukaryota; Metazoa; Chordata; Mammalia; Chiroptera; Mormoopidae
Gene: NUCLEOLIN
Product: nucleolin
Exons: 14
Coding region: 172-2319 (715 amino acids)
Biological process (GO): positive regulation of mRNA splicing, via spliceosome
Cellular component (GO): spliceosomal complex
Molecular function (GO): RNA binding
Source: RefSeq, a predicted model, not a curated record